UGUCAUUAGUGUCAUUGGUUUCUUUUCUUUGCGUUGUUGAUGUUCUUGAUGUUGCGACCGAAAGUUGUUUUAUUAGUGAAUAUUGGCUGAAAUAAAUUUUUGUUCAUUUUGCUGUAAAAUUAAGUCAGCAAGAUGUUUUCUUUUCUUACAAAGAACAGAAAUGACAUUAUUUAUUUAUCACUGUUGCUGUUUUGUAUAGGAGUAGGGCCUCGUUACCGGGCUUUGAAAACAGUGCAGGCUAAGAAAUGGGCUGGCAGUAUACUUGGUUUACUGCUAAUAAUUAUUGUUUCUGGAUACAGUGCUCUUCACCCUAUUUUGUCUGCAUUUAUGGGAAUAAUCGCUAUUAAAGCGGCGACUGUAAGAUACUGCCAUGUAGUCACUUUCUUUUUGAUGUUUGGAUAUCUAUUCUUCUUUCGGCUCGCUGAUAAAUUCGGCUUUCCACUAUCUUCAGGACAAACAAACCUCAUUGAAAUGAUUAUAGUACUCCGUGUAGUGGGAGUUGCAUUUGAAAUCAAUGGCUCCUGGCUGGCUGUAGGAAAAGCUAAAAAGGAUGAGAUCAAAGAGAAAAAAGAAGAAAAAGUGAAAGAUGAUGACUUUCUUGAAAUAAUUAAUCCUGAUUUUCAAGAUUUAUUUCAUUAUUCUUUCAAUUAUAUUGGACUUCUUACAGGCCCCUACUACAGAUAUAGGACCUUUGAUGACUACUUCCGCCUGCCGUAUAGCAAGUAUGUUGAUUGUUUUGGCUUUACCAUCAACACUAUGAGAAUGGUCCCUCUCUAUGUCUCAUUGUACUUGGCUUUAUCUAACAUUUGGCCCCUAGAGUACAUUUUAACAGAAGACCAUAAUAAUAGAAACUUUGUGUACCGAAUGCUGUAUCCAUGGGCGCUAUUCUCCGCGUUUCGUCAGCGCAUAUACUCUGGGAUGACUUUGGCUGAGAGUGUGUGCACUUCGGCUGGUUUUGGAGCAUCCUGUGCAGGGCAAGAAUCGGACAGGCCAUGGACCUACUGUUGGUCAGACGAAGAAGCAAAGAAUUGUCAAUAUGAUUUCAACACUGUUGAGUCAAUGGAUGUGUGGGGAUGUGAGACAGUGGUUACGCUACGAGAUUCUAUGAAAGUAUGGAACAAGGCCGUGCAAUACUGGGUAGCCAUGGUGGUGUACAAGAGAUUCCCCAUAAAGCCUUUGAAGAUUCACGCAGCAUUAUUCGUGUCUGUGAUCUGGCAUGGAUACCACGCUGGUUACUUUUUCUGCAUAUAUUUCUGUCCAUUCUAUGUGAUGGCCGAAGAUAUCUACUACAAGCUCUAUUAUAAAGAUGCUACAGGACAGAAAAAGAAAAUCCUCGGCUUCAUAAUGUGGUUCCUGCGUUCACAUUCGGAGUCGUACCAAGCUGCAGCAUUCCUUCUCCUUACAUUCGAUCGGAUUUGGAUAUACUAUUCAUCGGUAUACCACUAUUGGUACGGAGUAUGGCUCGCCUUCCUUAUAUUAGGAAUCGUACUAAACAAGUUGCAUAGAAGUAAACGACCACGUAAGAUUAACGAUGAGAUUGAAACAAAACAAAAAAUUGUAAGCAACUGAUUUAAUAUAGUACCUGAGAGGCCUUAGUACGAGUGU
Messenger RNA from Spodoptera littoralis (African cotton leafworm), 1605 nucleotides. Lineage: Eukaryota; Metazoa; Arthropoda; Insecta; Lepidoptera; Noctuidae. The record is from the annotation of a GenBank genome assembly.